This is a messenger RNA of Brassicogethes aeneus, 7112 nucleotides long. NCBI's taxonomy places the organism in Eukaryota, Metazoa, Arthropoda, Insecta, Coleoptera, Nitidulidae. The record is from the annotation of a GenBank genome assembly.
AGCCCAGUUGAUGAAUCUUCUCUCGGCCGCGCGCACACACAAUGUCCGAGUUCCAUUCAUCCGCACACAAAACGAAACAACGGCCGCAGUAAACGACGUUUAGCGACAUUAAACGCAUCACGUUUGUCUCAGUAACCUCGGCUCAUUCACCUGACGUUUUGAUCGUUUGGAAUCCAGCAAGCGUUCGGUACUUGUAGCCCACGAUAAUGACAGUUCACUGAGGUGAUUGUUUGGCGAUGUAGGAUGACAGUUGUGCGUGUAAAUAUCGUUAGGGGGAUGUUGUGAUUGAAUUGUUCGAAGCGAAGAGAUGGCGACAGCGGCCGCCGCCAGGGCCGCCUCUUUUCCGACCCAACAAGCAACAAAUGCCGUCUCGCUGAAACCGAUCGAGGUGCCUCCUACCCUGGUGCAGGGAGAAAAAUUCAUUAAGUGGGAUGAGGACACUGGUGCGGGAACCCCCGUGACCUUGAGGGUGGACCCCAAUGGGUUCUACUUAUACUGGGUGGAUCAAAAUCACGAAAUGGAUCUUUUGGAUAUCGGAAUAAUACGGGAUACAAGAACGGGAAGAUACGCAAAAAUUCCAAAGGAUCCCCGGUUAAGGCAAAUAGUAACGAUGGGCUCGCAAGACACGCUCGAAGAAAAAACGAUGACCGUAUGCUGCGCGAACGACUUCGUAAAUAUAACGUACAUAAAUUUUUGCUGCACAAGAAAAGAAAUCGCUAGAACAUGGACCGACGCACUAAUGAGCCUGGCUUACAAUUUAAAUCAAGUCCACGGGACGACUGUCACUUAUUUAUUGAAAGCGCACACCAAACUGACGUUGAUGACGGAUAAGACCAACAAAAUACCAGUAAAAAAUGUUUUAAAAAUGUUUGCACAAAGUAAAGACGAUAAAAAGCGAGUUGAGACUGUUCUUCAAGAGUUGCAAAUGCCGCACGUCAAAAAUGACACGAUAAGUCCGGAAAAGUUCACUUUCAACGAUUUUUUCCAAUUCUACAAGGCUUUGACGCAAAGAAAUGAAGUCGACAAGAUCUUCAAUGAAAUCUCUGGAGGCAAACCCACGAUGACCACGUCGCAAAUCGUGGAGUUCCUCAACCAUAGACAGAGAGAUCCAAGGUUAAACGAGAUUCUCUUUCCGUACGCCAACUCUGAAAGAGCGCGGGACUUGAUAAACCAAUACGAACCCAUAGCAGCCAACAAGGCGAAAGAGUUACUGUCAUGGGAGGGUUUUCUGAAAUAUUUGAUAUCAGACGAUAAUAAUAUAAUGGCAGCCAACAAGUUAGACUUACAGGACGAUAUGGAUCAACCUUUAGCUCAUUACUUCAUCAAUUCGUCUCAUAAUACUUAUUUGACCGGCCAUCAGCUUACCGGAAAGAGCAGUACCGAGAUGUAUAGGCAGUGCUUACUAUCAGGAUGUCGUUGCGUGGAGUUAGAUUUCUGGAAUGGAAGAUCAGAAGAACCAGUUAUCGUACACGGUUAUACCUUAGUCCCGGAUAUCUCAGCUAAAGAAGUUUUGGAGGCAAUCGCAGAGAGCGCAUUUAAAACAUCAGAUUACCCAGUAAUACUCUCAUUCGAGAACCAUUGCAAUCCCAGACAACAAGCGAAAAUCGCAAACUACUGCAGAGAGAUCUUCGGCGAGAUGCUUCUGGACGCUCCCAUGGAAUCUCACAAGUUGGAACCUGGAAACAGCUUACCGCCGCCAAGCCUGCUGAAAAACAAAAUCAUCAUAAAGAACAAGAAGAAGCACCAUCAUCACCACCACAAGAGAAACGUCACGCCGUCACCGGAAGUUGUCGUAGAACCGACCGGAAAUGGCGACGCGCCGCACGUGCCGCCUUUGCAGCAAAGGCAAGGCUCGAAAGACUCCACGGAAACGGAGGGCGAAGAGUCGUCCAGCGACGAGGAAGUCGAAGCUGCGGAAGCCGAAGCUGAAGCGCCGCAGGAAGAAGCUGCGAAAGAUAAAGUUUCCUCCACGACCGAAACUGAAGCUGGCGCGGAGAUAUCAGCUUUGGUUAAUUAUGUGCAGCCAGUGCAUUUUUCCAACUUUGAAAACGCUAAAAAGAAAAAUAGAAGCUAUGAGAUGUCUUCUUUCGAUGAAAGACAAGCUACUGCCUUAUUAAAAGAGUAUCCAGUACAAUUUGUGAAUUAUAAUAAACAUCAAUUGAGUAGAGUGUACCCUGCAGGCACCAGAUUCGAUUCCUCAAACUUUAUGCCGCAAGUCUACUGGAACGCGGGUUGUCAAUUGGUAGCCCUGAAUUUUCAGACCCUAGACUUGGCGAUGCAACUAAAUCUGGGUAUUUUCGAGUAUAACUUUAGAUGUGGUUAUUUACUUAAACCUGAGUUUAUGAGGCGUACCGAUAGACGGUUCUAUCCGUUUGCUGAAAGUACUGUUGAUGGAAUUAUUGCAGGUACUGUUGAAAUUACUGUGAUAUCUGGACAAUUUUUGACUGAUAAACGCGUUGGGACUUAUGUGGAAGUGGAAAUGUAUGGAUUACCAGCUGAUACGGUGAGAAAAAGGUUCAAAACUAAAGUAGUGCCAAAUAAUGGCAUCAACCCAAUCUAUGACGAAGAUCCAUUCGUGUUUAAGAAGGUCGUUUUACCGGAUCUAGCCUCAAUAAGAAUAGCAGUCUACGAAGAAUCAGGCAAGUUCAUAGGCCAUAGAAUCCUCCCAGUUGUAGGCCUAUGCCCAGGCUACAGACACGUCAGUUUACGAACUGAAAUAGGCCAACCUUUACCACUAGCAACGAUAUUCCUGCUGGUGGUGGUUAAAGAUUACGUGCCAGAUAGCUUUUCCGACUUUGCCGAAGCUCUGGCUAAUCCGAUAAAGUACCAGAGUGAGCAGGAUAAAAGGACGGAGCAGCUGGCGAAGCUGACCGACGAUAUGGAACCGAUUGAAGGUACAGAGGAACAAAAGAAGAACAGCUUGACGAAAGCUAUUAGAGAGCAAGCUACAAAUGGAAGUCCUUUGCAGAGACCGUCAAUAAUAGCUGCGGGUGGUGUUUCUAUAGACGUAACUGAAAACGAGGUUAUAUUGAACCAAUCCAGCCCUAACCCCAUAACUAUUAUGUCCGCUGAGACUAACUCUUUGGCGAAAAUAGAGUCCAAGGAGGACAAAAUCGAGGAAAUAAUCGCUGAACCGUUGGAGAAGAUUCUAGACAACAAAGUGGUGAAGGAAAAGAAACUCGAACUCGACAAGAAGCUGGAAAACCUGCGUAAAAAACACGAAAAAAAGAAAAUGACGCUACACAGCCAAAAAUCCGGGGAUUUCUCGGAAAAGAGGUCGAAACUGAUAAACAUGAAGUUAGUAAAACGUCUAUCAAGAACCAACAUCGUCAGCGGAGUGUUCAGCACGGAAAGUCCGAGCGCCGAACCUUUAACUUCAGUGGCGGACGGGCCCGAAACCAGCGGAUCCGACGGGGAAAGACCGGUGCUGCCCAGAAGUCAUUCCGAGAGGCUUUUGGCCAUCAACAAGGAAUUCGUUUCGCAGGAAAAAGAGUUGAGGGAGAAAUAUCACGAGGUUAUCUACAACUUGGCUGAGAAGGUGAUGAAAACGUCCCAGUGCAACCAAAUGAAGGCUUUAAAGGAUCAGUUCGAGAAGGAAACGACGGACCUCAUGCGAAAGCUGCAGGCGGAUCACAGAGAGGAAGUGAAACAGCUGGCGAAAAAGCACCGAAAUCGCGAGCAGUUCACGCGAGUCAAAAGAGAAGCGGUCACGGCAGUUGUGGGUCGUGGAGUUUCGGAAAGGGAGAAGCUGGAUCAGCUGUUCGAGAACAGGAAGGAGGAGCUGCUCAAGCAGCACGAGAUGGUCAAGGAGGCGCUGACUGAGAAUAGAGCCAAGGCAAAAUCAGCCCUCUCAAAAGAAUUCGACACGCGAUUGGCGCGUGUUGACGGUGAAACCAGCGGCGCCUACUGCUAAAACCACAAAAAAUAAAAAGAAACGCGAAACAAAUAAGUGAGAUUCAAUAUUUUUUGUAAAUACCCGUUUAUACAUACAGAACAAACAACCAAUACAAAAAACGGGUAUUCAAACACGACAGAGAUUGAUUACGUAAUUACGUGGGUAAAUCUAGGAGGCGGUGCCUACAACAGUUCAUGCGACUAAAUAGAUCGAAUUAAACAAAUAAAUAAAUAAAAUAUUUAAAAAUACAUUUUCUUGACAAUCAAUUUUUUUGGGUGAACACACAAUUUAAGAUACUUCCUGUUAAUAUUUAUGAAUAUUAAGAGAAUAGUUUAGAUGAAAAUUGAUGUUUGUUGUUCAUUGUGAUAGUAGAAUAUAGUGAAUAAAAAAAUUAAUUUACGACUACCUACUACUACUUACUACUAAUAAUAUUGUACUGAUCCAAAUUAAUAACGCAUUGUCAUCGUCUACAGGGUGUAUAAAAAAAUUUGAAAUGUUCGCAAAAGUAAUCCUUGCAUAGUAGGUAUGUAGCUUAAAACCACCCUGUACAUACUAGUAGCUUAAAUUAUAUAAGACAAUAAAAUAAUACUGUUACGUUUGAAACAUGCAGUAUAUUAAUUUUUUGGGUGUCUCAGACCGUAUACAAAGUGUUUACAAAUCCUAUAAAAAUACAUUUACCGAAAAUGGCGCAGUCGGUCAAACAUAUUUGUCUCGCCAUGUCUCUAUUGACAAUUUUCAGGAUCAUGAUUUUUCUUCACUAAAAACUUUCUAAAGCCUUUAGGUUUGUAUAGUUUUUAAUAAUUUUUUGUUUGAGAUUUAAUUUUUGGUUUUUAUACCAAAACUAUUAAUUUUUGAACACUUUGUAUAACAUAUUAAUUUAAUGGGGCCUAAAAUUGUAACUAAAUUAUUAUCGGCAAUGUUUUGUUAAUUUUGGAUUCCUACAAACUCUUAUAUAUUGCUUUAAUAAUAUUAAAGUUUUUUCUACAGUAAACAAAAAAUGGAGCCAGUUAUAUUUUACUAUUCGCACAUAUGUAUUAAUUAAUGCAUUUAAUUUUGAUAAAAUUAAUUAAACACCAAUCUGCAAUAAUAAAAAUAAUACAACUUAAAUAUAAUGUAUAUAUAUAUCUAUGAUGCUAAAUCUAGUCAUUUUUCCUUAACGUGAAAUUCCUUUCAGAAAAAACGGUGCUUCAGUGUUUCAUUGUACUUAAAAAAGACUUUUUUUGGUUUGCUUUUUGUGCUAUUUUAGCUUAAAUAACAAUAUUAAAAAACACAAGUUUUAAAAUAUUGUUAUUUUAGCAUUUUUGUACAGUUUAGACCCCUUGUAUAUAGUGUUUAUAAAUUAUUUAUAUGACUAUGUAGAAAUGUUUAUAAUAACACUUAUGAAUCUUUAACUAAAGUUGCCAAAUUUGAGAUUGAAAUGUUUAUUUUACACGUUGAUAUUUUUCGGUUCAAUUUGCCCUAUAAAAGCUUUAUAAGACAAUGCUGUUAUAGGACAGUGCUAAUUUAAGACAAUGUUUUUAUAAGACAACAAUUUUAUAAGACAUUGUUUUAUAGGACAAUACUAUCAUGGCACUGCUAUUUUACGAAAAUGUUUUUAUAAGACUGUUUUAUAGGACACAGCUUGUUAUUGUUUUUUAAUAAAACAGAUAAUAUUUAUUGUUAAAUCGUGGGAUAUUUUUAUCCUUCCAUUUCUUAUGUCUACAAAUAAAGGUGCCAUUGUUGAAAUUUCGGUAUCGAAAAUAACUGUUUUCGGGACUGUGAAUUUUGUUGAAAAAGUUCAAACGUAUUUUUUGUUGCGCACACUUUCGCACAAUUUUUCCCUGAAAAUAAAAAUUUGGCUAACAAAAUUUGCUUCAAAUAUAUAAAGAUGUUUUAGGCGUCGUACGGGGUGUUUAAAAAUAACGAACCACCAGACUAAAAUAAAUAUUUCCUAUUUAUUUUGAUAAAACUAUAAAAAUGUUAAAAUUUAAAUUAAAACCAACAAAUUUUAAGCAGUGAUUGGUUAUUUUCGUACACCCCGUAUUUAUUGAUUCUUGUUGCUAAAAUUAGUGAAAUUAAAUAACUGUUAAAAUAAGUGGUUGUUACAGUAGUUUUUAGGGUUAGACUGUACUUAUUAAUUAAAAAUCAGUCAAAAUUAUAAUGCAAAAGGUUUAGAGACUUUCCUUUAUGAUUUUUAAGUUUUACAUGACGGCCUACAUACAAGUUUUUUAGGAUUAUAUAUUUAAACUGAUAAAAGUCUAGUCAUAUACAGAGUGUUGCUAUUUUUGCUUCGUUAUAAUUGUGAAACGCUCUGUGCUCUGUGCGAUAGUUAAAUUAUGUCCAAAAAUUUGAAACCUAAUAUUGAUAAUAUAGCUAUACAGCUUAAUUGAGCUAAUAUAACUAAACUCAUACUACACUAUAUUACCGAUGUUAGGUGCCCAAUUUUUGGACAUUAAUUUGACCCCCCGUUUCGUCCCACAGUGUUAGGUAUAUCUAAAAAUAUAGAAUGUUAUGUUUAUGUUUAUAAAAUUUAUUUAUUAUUGUUAUAAGGCAAAAAAUACUCUAGUUUUUUUUUUAAUACUUGGAUAUGAUUUCGUACAUUCCAUCACAAAAAUGUUCGGUUUUUGUGACUUUUUUUCAGUAGUGAAUCUCGAUUUUUGUAUUUUUCCAACUGUGCCUUUUAACCAUUUAAUAAUUUUAAUUGUAUACUGUUCUUUAUUAUCUAAGUCAUGUAUUUAAGAAAGUGUUAAUGUCUGAAUAGAUAUAUGUGCUAAGAAAAACGAUUUUUAUUUAAAUUUCCCCUUUACAAAAAUAUUAAUCCUAAAAAGUCAAGGUGACAUUUAUAAAUUCAUAAUUAAAAAUAUAUUUGUCAAAAUUUCCCCUUUUUGGGAUCCAUAAGCUAAAUUGUUCCAAAGAUAUGGGUACAAACGACGUUAUAGAGAUCGCAAAAUUUUGCUGCGGUCUGAUGGUUAUAGCGUAUGCAGUGAAAGUUAUAAAAAGUGGGGCAUGAUUGUUGAGUUUUAUUUUGCAGUUUACUGAUGUUUUUUGAGAGUUAUACCGUUUAUAUUUUUGAAAUGGAACAAUAAAAAUUUUGAUGCAACCUUUAUUUUUAUUUUAUAAGUAAUAUUAAACGCCUAUCUUGCAUUUACAAAACUCGUGGUUUAUAUUUAUAAAUAAGUAUAAAAUUAAUCAUAAAUCUUUCGUAACCUUUAACCUUUAACUAUUUUGGUUAGUACCU